Messenger RNA from Lactuca saligna, 369 nucleotides. The record is from the annotation of a GenBank genome assembly. Lineage: Eukaryota; Viridiplantae; Streptophyta; Magnoliopsida; Asterales; Asteraceae.
AUGGGUCGAGAUCCAGAUUAUCGGACCUCCGACCAAUUUGUCAAAAGAACCAUCGGGUGGAGGGAACUUGCAACGCAUGAAGAAAUUGCUAAUCCGUUAAAAAGAAGUCGAACAUCUUCAUAUUCGAGCUCACAAAAAGCGUCAUCGGAUGGUCACGUAGGCGUUAAUCUUAAUGAUGUUAACGGUGAAAUCGAAGAAAUACGCCCGCCUCCUCCACCAAUGGGAAGGGACAAAACAAAAGCUCAAACAAGAGGAAAAGAGAAAGCGACAUCUUCAAAUUCGUCAGUCGGAACUGAGCGGCCAACUAGAUCGGAGAAAAUGAUAGCACAAAUGGAGGCACCUCGACCCCGACAAUCAAGAGGCGUCUAA